AGUUAUGUGUUUAAGGAAAAUGCAUUUUUUUUGUUGCCUAAGAGGAUUAACUUAACGUAAUCACUUGAUAAGUGGUGUGGUUACACCUUUCUUAUUACCCUUCGGGGCCAAAGGAAAUGUCAAAACGUUUUGAGGUUAUGUAAAGUCACAAAUUUAAUUUUUGAUUAAGCAUACAAAAAAUGUUUGAUAACACUGUCUAACGGCAAUUUUGGCAAUUUACGGUGUUGUGCAUGCACCGGAAGAACUCAUUAGUGAUUAGAUAAUUAUGAGUCAAGAUGCAAUUGACGGGAGUACUUGCACGAAUUUUAUUUAUCCAGUGUUUAAUAACAACGUGCCUCGGAUUCGGCUUUUUAGCCCCUGUAGGUGUAGCACUCGGUGGUAUAGCAGCUAGUGCAAUUUGUCGUUUUAAGGAGUGUUGUUCUGAACAUUCAAUACAUGCCGACUUCGACGGGCUCGAAGAUGCGCUCAAAAAGCACAUUUAUGGCCAACACUUGGUCCUAGAUAUCGUAACAAAUGCCUUACGGUCCCAUUGGGCUGACAACCACAAACCCCAGAAGGCUUUAACGUUGAGUUUUCAUGGGUGGCCAGGCAGUGGGAAGAAUUAUGUUACUAAGUUUAUUGUAGAAAAUAUGUACAAGUAUGGCAGCAAAAGUAAAUUUGUGCACCACUUUAUUGGUAGGAUGCACUUUUCGAGUGAAAAUAAAGUCAAAGAAUAUCAGGAAAAUCUGCAAGAGUGGAUCAAAGGCAACACGACCAACUGUGGCAAACAGCUGUUUAUUUUCGAUGAAGUUGAUAAAAUGCCUUCCAGAGUUCUGAAUAUCAUUAAACCAAUGAUCGAUUAUCGUGAUGAUGUAGAUGGGGUUGAUUAUAGGGACUGUGUUUUUAUUUUUUUGUCAAACACGGGUGCUGAUUUAAUAAAUGAACACGUUCUGGAAAUGUGGAAGGAAGACGGUGUCAAGCGUGAAGAUCUUAAACUGCAAGAUUUUGAGAUGUUAAUCACAAGAGGAGCAUUUAAUGAAGAAGGUGGUUUUCAUCAUUCUGACACCAUUAGGAGUAAUUUAAUAGACCAUUAUGUCCCAUUUCUACCAAUGGAAAGACGCCACGUCAAGCUCUGUAUUUUGGAUGAAUUUGCACAAAGAAAUGUUACAAACCCUAGUGAGGAGCACGUCAACGAAGCUAUGGCAUUCGUUGAAUGGGGUCCAUCAACCGAAAAACUUUUCUCCACUACAGGAUGUAAACGAAUAAGUUCAAAAGUGGGCAUGAUUGUCACUCAAUACAAACUAAAUAAACCAGGGGGGUAGUCAUAUUUUUCCAUUGUUAAGAGUGGGUGUUUAAUGUGAUAUUCUAGGGUUUAUUAAUUUUUUAAUGACGUAUUAUUUACAAUUUUCCUUGGCUUUAUAUUAAAAUCUCGGCAAUGAAUUUUAAAUUCAUUCAAUACAAUACGGAACUUUCAAAUAUGUAAUUUUUAUGUAACAAGAAUAAAAAAAUGUUAUAAUUAA
Messenger RNA from Tribolium castaneum (red flour beetle), 1499 nucleotides. Its product is annotated as torsin-1A. The transcript has 5 exons. The record is from RefSeq and is a predicted model, not a curated record. Gene Ontology annotation, molecular function: ATP binding; ATP hydrolysis activity. Bases 276 to 1301 code for a protein of 341 amino acids. Lineage: Eukaryota; Metazoa; Arthropoda; Insecta; Coleoptera; Tenebrionidae. Gene Ontology annotation, biological process: cellular response to misfolded protein.